Molecule: messenger RNA, 2636 nt
Organism: Durio zibethinus
Lineage: Eukaryota; Viridiplantae; Streptophyta; Magnoliopsida; Malvales; Malvaceae
Source: RefSeq, a predicted model, not a curated record
GAUUACCGACUAAUAUAGACCUCAGAGAAAGAAACUGAAUCAAAAAGCAAUAUUCUUUUUUUCUUUUCCUCCGUUUAGAAAUGAAGGUGAAAACUGAAAAAAUAGGUGAAAUAGAGCUUUUGGAGAAAGAAGCAGGUAAAAUUUUUACGUCAGGGGGGAACGGGUACUACUACGAACCAGAUACCGCAGAAAGUGCGAUGAUCAAUCACAACUUUCAAUUUCUAUUACAUUUGAUGGCAGAGAAUAAGUCACACAAUGCGUCCUUGGGGACCGUACGUAACAUCGAAUGUAGAAUAUCCGAACCCCCCUAAACGCCCCAAAAAGAGCAAAACAUAAAGCCUUUUGUAGCUGAAGUACUUUGGUUAAAUGUCAGAUUGUGUGUCGCUUAAACCCUAAUCCCUCUUCCCGCCCCUUUCUCUUUCACUGUUUUUAUGUAUUGCUCUUAAACGCUAAAAUUAGCUGCCAUGCCAAAUUUCACUCUUUAGCAAGCAAAAGCCAUUGAAUUGAACCUCUCCUUCUUUGGCUAUAAAAAUCAAUUUUAACUAUUUCAAGAAUGAAGUCCUUAAUAUUCCCAACAUGUUCUCCGCUCUCUUUUCAUCUUCGCAAAGCCACACCUUUUGCAUUCUUCUCUUUACCCUCGAAAAACCCCAAUCUUUGCCAACUCUCCACUCUUUCAAAUCCAAAAUUUCUCCACAUAAAACCCGCAAUGCCUUCACCAACACCCCCAAUUUUUUCAAUCCCAAAUCGGAAACUUCAUACAGAGACCUCGCAAUCUUCUUCACCCUGUGGUGAGAUCCACGUGAUCGUAGGACCCAUGUUCGCUGGCAAGACAACCUCACUGCUUCGCCGAAUCCAAGCUGAAAGCAGCAAUGGCAGCUUUCAGGCCAAGCUCCGUAAAAAUUACAUACAACUGAAUAAGGCUUUAAAGGGUCUUUGUUUUACGGGAAGACUGGGUGAAGCUGUUGGGCUAUUAUGGCGUACAAGAUUGAAAGCAGAUGCUGGAACUUAUGCUCUUCUCUUGCAAGAAUGCAUAUUCAGGAAAGAAUAUAAAAGUGGGAGAAGUAUCCAUGCACAAAUGGUUGUUAUUGGAUAUGUACCCAGUGAAUAUCUGAAGAUCAAGUUAUUGAUAUUGUAUGCAAAAUUAGGGGAUUUAAAAACUGCGCAUGUUCUGUUUGAUAAGUUACUAGAAAAAACUUUGAUUUCUUGGAAUGCAAUGAUUGCUGGAUUUGUGCAAAAGGGUUGUGGAGAAUUUGGACUUGAUCUCUAUUACAACAUGAGAAAGAAUGGUUUAACACCAGACCAAUACACCUUUGCAUCCAUAUUUAGAGCCUGUGCCUCCUUAGCCUCGUUAGAGCAUGGGAAGCGAGUCCAUGGGAUCCUGAUAAAGAGCCAUAUCAGGGAAAAUGUUGUGGUCAGCAGUUCUCUCAUGGAUAUGUAUUUCAAAUGCAGCAGUCUUAUUGAUGCUCAUCAGGUAUUUGUUAAAGUAGUAAAUAGAAAUGUCAUUACUUGGACGAGCUUGAUAUCUGGAUAUGGCCAGCAUGGAAGGGUUAUUGAGGUUUUGGAAUUAUUUGAUAAAAUGAAAAAAGAAGGUUUUAGACCAAACUAUGUUACUUUUCUUGCAGUUCUUUCUGCAUGUAGCCAUGGAGGCUUGGUUGAUGAAGGUUGGCACUAUUUCUUAUCAAUGACAAGAGACUAUGGAAUCCAACCAACAGGGCAACAUUAUGCUGCCAUGGUUGAUCUUUUAGGCCGUUCUGGAAAGUUGCAUGAAGCUUACAAGUUUGUUCUUAACUCUCCUUGUAAGGAGCACCCAGCCAUAUGGGGUGCUCUGCUUGGGGCCUGUAUUUGGGAAAAUUUGGCAGCACUUAGGUGGAAUAUGAGGAAUUCUGGGGUCAUAAAGGAAACUGUGGCUAUAAUAAAAUCAAACAAGGAUACAAGAUAUGGAUUGGAUUCAAUUGUGACACAUGACGGCAUGAAACUACCAUGUUGGGCAUUAGCAAAUUUAUUAUCAUUCAGACAAAAACUUGGCCCUGAUGCUUAUGAUCAGCUUGACGUCAUUGGCAUUGAUGAAGCUCAAUUCUUUGAUGACCUUUAUGACUUUUGCUGUGAAGCUGCUGAUCAUGAUGGCAAAACUUUGAUAGUUGCUGGGCUGGAUGGUGACUAUUUGAGAAGGAGCUUCGGAUCUGUGCUUGAUAUUAUUCCCCUUGCUGAUUCUGUGAUGAAGUUAACUGCUCGAUGUGAACUUUGUGGGAGACGUGCUUUCUUUACCUUAAGAAAGACCGAUGAGACACAAACAGAAUUGAUUGGCGGGGCUGAUAUCUACAUGCCUGUAUGUCGGCAGCACUAUGUCAAUGGGCAAGUAGUCAUAGAAGCUGCACGAAGUGUCUUGGAAUCCCCGAAGCUUCAAUAUGGCUCUUACACAUCGUUCACAUAGUCUUGUUUAUUAGGGUAUUUGGUCUUCUUGAAUAUUCUGCUUUCCGUGGUCCAAUCUUAUACCUCUAGCAUGUAUGUAAAUGUAAUUGGAUUAACAGGGAAUAUGUGCAUUCUUAUUAAAAAAUACGCUAAUGUAGAUUGGUUACAUUUUAUUUCUCUCUAAUGAAAAUGCUCGGUAAAACUUGUUCAUCUUAGUUUGUCAUGAA